CCCUGGCGCGGCACACGUGCGUUUAUUUUGUUUUGGGUUUAGCUCGUGGGAAAAAUGAAGUUGAAAAAGGUUAAAACUUUGGGCAAAGCCGCGCCGGGAAUCAGCAAAAAGAAGCCGCAGAAGGAUGCAAUUAAAAAGGCGGUGGCCAAGAAGGCCGGAAAAGCUCCCGAAACCAAGGCGAUAGCCAAGAAAUCCAAGCAAACAGCAGCCCCGGCUAAGAAUAUCAAGCCCGCGAAGAAAGGAGCAAAGAAAAGCCACAAGGCGGAGCUGGAGGGACUGAAGGACAUUGAUCCGGAGUUCUACGAUUUCCUCAAGAAGAACGACAAGAAGCUGCUGGACUUUAAUCUGUCAGACAGCGAGGAAGAGGACGAGGAUGAGGAGGAAGGAAAGAGCAAGUCGGCGGCUGCUGAAGGAAGCGAUGACGACGAGGAGAACGAGGAAAAGUAUCACAAGCCCAGCGACGAUUUGGCCGUGGCCAGUGAUGAGAGCGACUUUGAGGACGAGGAGGAGGAUGAGGCCAGCACAGGCGGUACCCAAAAGAUCACCCUCAACCUGCUGCGCCAGUGGGAACAGCAAUUGGGCCAAGACAACGUCUCCAUCGACAUUGUGCGCAAGGUGAUCCAAGCUUUUAACUCGGCCCUAGCUAGCAUCUCGGCAGACGGGGCCGAUGGCGGGGAGAAUCAACCCAAUGCUGCAGCCUUUAAAGUCGUGGGUGCGGCUGCAUUCAAUGGAGUUAUCCAGCUGUGCGUGCUUCAUCUACAGCCGGCCAUCAUUCGAGUGCUGGGCGUGAAACCCAACAGCAGCCUGCCGCUGCACAAGCACAAGAAGUGGGUCAAAGUGCGCGGCUGCCUGCGCUACUAUCUCACGGAUCUGAUCCGCCUGGUGGAGCAGGUGUCGAGUGCCAAUAUCCUGGGCGUGCUACUCAAGCAUCUACAUCAAAUGGCUGGCAUGGUGGUGCCCUUUACGGCGCUCGGCAAGACCAUCCUCAAGCGCCUAAUCGUGCUUUGGGCAACGGGCGAUGAAACCGUGCGAGUGCUUGCCUUUCUUUGCAUCCUGAAGAUAACCAGGAAGCAGCAGGCCACCAUGCUAAACCAUGUUUUGAAGGCCAUGUAUCUGGCCUAUGUGAGGAACUCAAAGUUCGUGUCGCCAAACACGCUGCCCGGGAUUAACUUCAUGCGUCGCUCGCUGGUGGAGAUGUUCGCCUUGGACCUGAACGUCAGCUACCAGCACGCCUUUCUCUACAUCCGACAGUUGGCCAUUCAUUUACGAAAUGCCGUGAUCCUCAAGAAGAAGGACAGCUUCCAGGCGGUGUACAACUGGCAGUUCAUCAACUCGCUGCGUCUGUGGGCGGAUCUCCUGGGCGCGAGUGCCAACAAGCCGCAAUUGCAGCCUUUGGUCUAUCCCCUGGUAACCAUUGCCACCGGUGUGAUUCGUCUGAUACCCACCGCUCAGUACUUCCCGCUGCGCUUCCAUUGUCUCCAGACGCUCAUUUCCCUUUCCAAGGAGACGAACACAUAUGUGCCUGUGCUGCCGCUAAUAGUGGAAGUCCUCAAGAGCAACACAUUCAAUCGCAAGCACACGGCUGUGUCCAUGAAACCUCUGCAGUUCACCUGUGUCCUCCGCCUGAACAAAGCUCAGCUGGCGGAGAACGGUUUCCGGGAUGAGGUGAUCGAGCAGGUGUGCGGCCUUUUACUGGAGUACCUCGCCCACGAGUCCACCUCGCUGGCCUUUAGCGAUCUGGUGGUGCCCACCGUGAUGGCCAUUAAGGCGUACCUGAAGGAUUGCCGCAAUGCCAACUAUUCGCGCAAGCUAAAGCAACUGCUGGAAAAGGUCCAGGAGAGUGGUCGCUUCAUUGAGCAGCAGCGCAGCAAGAGCAGCGUUAACUUUGACAUCAAGGACGCCAAGGCGGUGGCCGCCUGGGAGCAGCAGCUCCGCCUGAAACGCACUCCCCUAGACAUCUACUACGCCAGCUGGCUGAAGACGCACGAGACUAAGAAGCGCCGGCAGGCAGCGCAAACGGAUGAGAUCAAUGCGGACUACGAUGUGCCCAAGCUAAAGAAGCUACCCGCUAAGAAGGGUGUGCCGGUGCGCAAUGAGAAGGGCGAGGUGGAGCUGUUCCCCUCAGACUCUGAGGAUGAGGGCGAUGAUGGUCUGCCUAUCGGUUCGGAUGAUGAAGAUGAGGAGGAGGAACUGGAAGUAGAGGUGGAGCAGCCAAAAUCCAAGAAGGCUAAGAAGGAGAAGCCAGAGAAGCAGAAAUCCCAGCCAGCUGAGGAGGCGGCUGCCGGUGAUGAUUACGACGAGGCCGGUGGAGCCGUAGAUAUAGUUAAGGACUUGGACUUAAACGAUUGGUAGAACAUUUUAAGAUCAUUUAACUAUAUUUACACAUUAAAUUCUUUAAAAAUACCAA
Drosophila kikkawai is the source of this 2407-nucleotide messenger RNA. RefSeq names its product Nucleolar complex protein 2 (gene Noc2). Gene Ontology annotation, molecular function: transcription corepressor activity; histone binding. Lineage: Eukaryota; Metazoa; Arthropoda; Insecta; Diptera; Drosophilidae. The record is from RefSeq and is a predicted model, not a curated record. Gene Ontology annotation, biological process: ribosomal large subunit biogenesis; negative regulation of transcription by RNA polymerase II. Gene Ontology annotation, cellular component: Noc1p-Noc2p complex; nucleolus; Noc2p-Noc3p complex.